AUGUUUCAAAUCAGACUCGUUCUCUCUUCAUAUCGCAUUGCUUUUGCAUUUUCAGUCGUCAGUCUUACUACGACUUUACUCUUCUAUACAGAAUCACUGAUUGCAACAGAAACGACCGUUCUGCUCGAUGCAAAAACUCGCGCAAACUCAAUCUUUAUUCCUUCGCUAGACAAGGAACUCGACAAAAUCACCGCCUUUUAUUUGAAUAAAGAGCGUGAACUUUUUGAAGAUGUAAAGAAUCAUUUGGCUGAUGUGGAAUUUAUCGAAGGUUUAGAAAACACUCCGGCAUUAAGAGCACAUGGAAAUUUGUUAUCUAGCUCUUAUGAUUCGUCAGAUAGCAUACCGUACGGGAAGGGUGCUGCAAGAAACAGACAAAGGAGCAUAAGCGAGGCGAGUCUAGUGAGUAGUGAGGAUGACUUUGAUGCUGAAGAGCGAACUUACAUGGCUGGUGUUAGCAUUCCAUAUGGUGAUGACGAAGGACAACUAAAGAAUACUGGAUAUUUCUGGGCCAGGCCCGCUCUAGAAGCAGAACGCAUUGGAUUGAAGAAACGUACCAUCGAAUUGUUUGUCAGGCUGUCAGAAUUGAAAUCAUUCGUUAGCUUGAAUCAAACAGGUUUUUCGAAAAUACUGAAAAAGUACGAUAAAAUUACUCACGGCCAAGAGCAAAGAGAUAACUACAUGUCCAACGUGGUGAACGAGGGUUUUCCAUUCAAAAGUCACAACAGAGAAAGAUUGGAUGAACAGAUUUUCUCCAUGAUUUCACUGUAUGCCAAGUUAUGCACAUUCAAUAAUUUCGAACUUGCCUCGCGCGAGCUCAAAGCUCAUCUCCGUGAAUUUGUCGUCUGGGAGAGGAAUACCGUUUGGCGUGAGCUUAUCGGAUUAGAGCGUAAAGCACAGGCAGUCGGUAUCCAUGGCCCAAAUGCGACGCGGUUGAUAGAUGUUACAGAGUUUAGAACGCCAUUUGGAAAGAUUACGUUCGAGACGGACUUUGGGAAGCAAGUUUUAGCGGGAAUAGUGUGUAUUGGCGUGUUUGUAUUUCUGUUAAAUGUAGAUGGAUUAUUUAAGAAGGUUGAAGAAAGAAAUUGUUUUGCCUUGUUGAUCUUUGCUAGUAUGCUUUGGGCUACUGAGGUUAUACCUCUGUUCGUAACUUCUCUUCUCAUCCCAUUCCUAGUCGUAGCUCUUCGCGUCCUUCGUACUGAAUCCGAUCCCCGGGAACGUCUUACAGCCCACGACGCUACUCGUCAGAUCUUUGGUGCCAUGUUUUCUCCAGUCAUUAUGCUUCUUCUCGGUGGAUUUGCCAUAGCCGCCGCAUUGAGUAAAUAUCAUAUCGCAAAGAUGAUGGCAACUUUUGUGCUGUCAAAGUCUGGAACGAAACCGGCAUGGGUCUUAUUGUCGAAUAUGUUUGUGGCUACGAUAGCGAGUAUGUGGAUUAGUAAUGUGGCAGCUCCGGUCUUGUGUCUCAGCUUGAUUCAGCCGAUCCUCCGUAAUCUGCCACAAAAUAGUCCUUUUGGUCGUUGUCUUAUUCUGGGAAUAGCCCUCGCGUCAAACGUGGGUGGAAUGGCAUCUCCAAUCUCGUCUCCGCAAAACAUUGUUGCCAUCGAGAAUAUGAAUCCUGAGCCGUCUUGGUCAGAAUGGUUCUUAGUAGCCAUCCCGUUGUGCAUACUAUCCAAUAUUAUAAUUUGGCUAUUAUUGUUGUAUAACUAUCAACCGUCGAAAAGUACAUUGACCAUACACCCCAUAAGAGCAUCGAAAGACCCAUGGACUGGCACCCAAGUGUUUGUUGUUUUUGUGACAAUUCUUACGAUUGUGUUAUGGUGUGUUGAGAAAUCUUUGGAGGAUUUUCUUGGCGAUAUGGGUAUAGUCGCGAUAUUGCCUUUAGUCGCGUUCUUCGGUUCUGGUAUUUUAACCAAAGAAGAUUUUAACAAUUUCCUCUGGACCGUAAUUAUUCUUGCCAUGGGAGGCAUCGCGCUAGGGAGGGCUGUAUAUAGCAGCGGGUUAUUGGAAUCGAUUACAUUGGAGAUUACUGAAUGGGUGGAUGAAUUGAGUGUUUGGGAAAUAUUGGUCGUAUUUUGCGUGUUAGUGUUGAUUGUGACGACAUUUAUUAGCCAUACUGUGGGUGCGUUGAUUAUCCUGCCUAUUGUAUCUGCCGUUGGGGCCAGCCUUGGAAAAGAUGGAGACAAAACUCAUCAAAAUUUGCUUGUCAUGGGAUCUGCUCUAAUGUGCUCUUGUGCAAUGGGUCUUCCCAUUUCCGGUUUUCCCAACAUGAACGCUAUAAUGAUGGAAGAUGAGAUGGGUGUUCGAUAUCUAAGCACCAAAGACUUUCUCAAGUCGGGAGUUCCGGCUUCUGUCUUGGCGAUGUUUACAAUCGUGACCGUUGAUUGGGGUUUUACGUCGGUUGAGUUGACAAAAUUCAUGGGUCAUUCUAAAUCUCUAUCUGCCGUUCCCUUAAAACACGUUCACCAGGGUCACGUUGUAAAGUGA
Paraglomus occultum is the source of this 2481-nucleotide messenger RNA. The record is from the annotation of a GenBank genome assembly. NCBI's taxonomy places the organism in Eukaryota, Fungi, Glomeromycota, Glomeromycetes, Paraglomerales, Paraglomeraceae.